This is a messenger RNA of Paramecium octaurelia, 1141 nucleotides long. The record is from the annotation of a GenBank genome assembly. Lineage: Eukaryota; Ciliophora; Oligohymenophorea; Peniculida; Parameciidae.
AUUUAUUAACUGCUAUGAGUUUAGACUAAUCACUCGAUAAUAGUUCAAAUCAUUGGGAAUAAUUCGAAUAGUUUAGAAAAAAAAUUACUUAAGAGUGCUAGAGCGAGGAGAAGCACUUCAAAACUAAGAGGGAUUCCUAUACUUCAUUAGAAAAAAUUAGAAAAUCCUCUGUGCAUGAUGAUAGUGGCCCAAAAGAAGUGUAAUUCACUGUAGAUGGCAAACCUCCAAUUCUUGUAUAGCCAAGCGAAGCUGAUAGAAUUAUUAAGUUGAGAAUAGAGAAUUAGGAAUUGAAAGAGAAAUUAGAGAAAUACGAGAAAAAUGAGUAGACACAACAAACAAAUUCUGAGGAGUUGGAAUUGAUCAAAUAAGCACAUGCAAAAUAAUUAAAAUCAUAAAAAGAAUAUUACGAAGUUGAAAACAAUUAGUUAAAAAACAAAAUAAAUUCAUUCAACGAAGAAUUGGAAGAACUAAAAAAGGUAUAUAAGGAAAAGAACAUGAAAUUGUACAACCUUGUAUUACAACUAGAAUAAGUAUAAAAUUAUAUUAAUGCAAUAGGAAAAAUAAGAAUUGAUUGACAAAAACAUUCAAUUAUUAGAAAACAGACAAUAAAGUUCAUAAUAAGACAUACAUCAUCUUGUUGAAGAGAGAACUCGAGUCUUGAGUGAAUAAAUCUAUUAAUUAGAGGAAAGGAAUGCAAAAUUGUAAGUAGAGAAAAGCAAAAUCGAAGAUAAAUAUAUGAAUUUAUUGAGUGGUAAAUAGCAAUCAAUGCAAAACACACUAAGAUCAGAAAGAUCUGAGAGAAAGGAAACUAAAAACUGUGAUACAGAUAGAAAGUCAAUUGAAAAGUUAAAUCGAUCCUCAAUACAUAAAUCUGAUUGUAAACCUCCUAUGCCUACAUCAAUAAGUUAAAGCUUUGAGUAGCUUCCCCCUGCUUAAAAGUCGAUAUUGAAACCUUCUAAAUUAAAUACUUCAUCAAAAGAGAAUCUUUAACCUAUGAAUCACUCAAAAAUACUUGAUACACCUCAAUCGAAUAGAAAAUCCGCAAGGGCAUAAUCCUCUGUCUCUAAAAAAGCUACUAAACCUCAAAGCCAAACUUAAAAGGUCGUGAAGAAAAAGUAGAUAUAUUCAAAAAUUAAAUGAG